Messenger RNA from Miniopterus natalensis, 2549 nucleotides. The record is from RefSeq and is a predicted model, not a curated record. NCBI's taxonomy places the organism in Eukaryota, Metazoa, Chordata, Mammalia, Chiroptera, Miniopteridae.
GUUUUUUCCAGCAAGUAAUUUUUUACACGGCUGAAUUCAGACACCUGCCGAUGAUAAAACUGUGGCUGGGCCCCGUGCCAGUCAUCGCCAUGUUCAAAGCAGAAACUGUGGAGCCAAUCUUAUCUAGUUCAAAGCAACUUGAUAAAUCCUAUCUGUACACGUUCCUAGAACCAUGGCUUGGCCUGGGACUUCUUACAAGUACUGGAAACAAAUGGCGCUCCAGGAGGAAAAUGUUAACACCCACCUUCCAUUUUACAAUUCUGGAAAAUUUCUUAGAUAUCAUGAAUGAGCAAGCAAAUAUAUUGGUUCAUAAGCUUGAAAAACAUGUCAACGGAGAAGCAUUUAACUGCUUCUUUUACAUCACUCUUUGUGCCUUAGAUAUAAUCUGUGAAACAGCUAUGGGCAAGAGUAUUGAUGCUCAGACUAAUGAUGAUUCCGAGUAUGUCCGUGCAGUUUAUAGGAUGAGCGAUGUGGUGCAUAAAAGAAUGAAGACGUUUUGGCUCUGGCCUAACCUUUUGUACGCCAUGUUUAAAGAAGGAAGGGAGCACAAAAGGACCCUACAGAUCUUACAUAAUUUUACCAACAAGGUCAUCACCGAACGAGCCAAUGAAAUGAGAGAUGAAGAAGGUAAAAGUGACGGCAGGGGCACGACAGUCCCCAACAGAAAACGCAAGGCUUUUCUCGACUUGCUUUUAAAUGUGACUGAUCAUGAAGGGAACAAGCUAAGCCCCAAAGAUAUUCGAGAAGAAGUGGACACUUUCAUGUUUGAGGGCCAUGAUACAACCGCAGCAGCAAUAAACUGGGCCUUAUAUCUACUGGGUUCCUAUCCAGAAGUCCAGAAAAAAUUGGACAAUGAACUGGACGAAGUGUUCGGGAAGUCUGAUCAUCCUGCUACCUUAGAAGACCUGAAGAAACUAAAAUACCUGGAGUGUGUUAUUAAGGAGACCCUUCGUCUUUUUCCUUCUGUUCCUUUGAUUGGCCGUGAUAUUAAUGAAGAUUGUGAAAUUCUGGGCUACAACAUCGUGAAAGGCUGUCAGGCACUCCUCAUUCCCUACGCGCUGCACAGGGACCCAAGGUACUUUCCAGAUCCGGAGGAAUUCAAGCCAGAGCGGUUCUUUCCCGAGAAUUCCGUAGGACACCAUCCAUACACAUACGUGCCCUUCUCUGCUGGACCCAGAAACUGUAUAGGUCAAAGGUUUGCCAUGAUGGAAGAAAAGGCUGUUCUUUCCUGCAUCCUGAGGCAUUUUUGGGUAGAAUCCAACCAGAAAAGAGAAGAUCUUGGUCUGGCAGGAGAGCUGAUUCUUCGUCCAAGUAACGGCAUCUGGAUCAAGUUGAAGAAGAGAAAUGCAGAUGAACCAUAACUCUGUUGUCAGGCUGUGCCCUUAUCGUGAAUUAGGUCUUUCUUUAAGGGAAGUUUCACAUUUACAAUUUGUAGAUCAUUAAUUCAAUACUCUUAACCCCCAGACCUGAUUUUUUCUUGUCUUCAGUUACCUUGGGGUCAAGUCUUCCAAAGAGAGUUUUUUAUAUUUUCAUCACCACCAUUAUCUUACCCCGGGUUUUGAUCCCAAAAGGAGAGUUAACUGAUGUCCGUACCCAAAUAAACAUACAAGUUUCUCAACAGAGGGAUCCAUAGGCCAAUUCAGGUUCAGUUGACAGACUCAAAGGAUAUAAAUUAAUUGAGGUUCUAGAAUUUUUCAAGGUAUUCUUGUCAACUCAGCAAUACAAAUAUACAUGUGUCCAUACACAUUUAAUUUGAAAAGGGUGAGUAAGUACUUAGACUUGAUCUGAAGUUUUAAAAAUUGUAUCAGUGGCAUCAAUUAUGAGAAUUGUUGUGGUGAUACUUUUCAGAUUUUAUCAAGGACAGUUCAUCACUUAUAACUUGACUUAUAGGGUCUGUUCCUGUUUCCCUUUUAACCUUGUACUUAUGGCCUUCGUUUCAUUUCAUUCUACAUAACAUCACAACUACCUUUACCCAUCAGAUGUUAUGGGGAGAGAUUCCUCUUGCUAAUCUCCAAUCCCGCACAGUGCCCCAUAAGGUUGAUUAAUGGCUUUUGGAGCUGGAAGCACCUUAGACCUUACCUAGUUAUACUCCUUUCCAUUAGAAGUAAUGGGAUAAGAUAAAUGAGAGGUAAGUUUCUGUCCAAACAGAAAUACUGGUGGGUGACAGGGCUGGAAAUAGAAGUCUAGACUCACACUCAACUCCAGGCAUAAUACACUUCUACAAUAUGCUAUUGUUUUAGGAACCUCAGGUCUAUAACUGGAUGUGUCAUUAGAAAGCAGAUCUAGAAUUCUUUCAUCAUUACGGAAAAGAGAAGCCGUGGCUGUAUAUUUACUAACUAAGCAUUGCCUCACUUAAAGGUUAAACUUGCAGGAAAUUCAGUCCUCCAGAAUAUGCCUGUCAGGCUGGUCACUGACACACAUUCCCUGGAUUUUAAUCCCAUUGACAAUAUCUCUACUCCCUCGCUCAGUGACUUUAAAAAACUUCUUUUAAUAAAUAACUUUAAUGAGAUUUUCUUUUUAUUGAUUUUAGAGAGAGGGAAGGAGUGAGA